Molecule: messenger RNA, 5047 nt
Organism: Dacryopinax primogenitus
Lineage: Eukaryota; Fungi; Basidiomycota; Dacrymycetes; Dacrymycetales; Dacrymycetaceae
Product: mitochondrial alternative oxidase
Exons: 6
Coding region: 131-1318 (395 amino acids)
Biological process (GO): alternative respiration
Cellular component (GO): mitochondrion
Molecular function (GO): alternative oxidase activity
Source: RefSeq, a predicted model, not a curated record
AUAAGUCGCCGCUCACUGCACUUGGACUACCUCACUCUGCGCUCUGUGGCUUGCUCACAUCUGCUCUGCUGAUCACUCUUCUAUCCUCGGCUCCUACCCCCUUCUCUAGUCCCAUCAUCACCGGAGAACGAUGUCUCUUCUUUUGCCUGCAAGAGGCGCUGCUGUUCGUCCUUUCGCCGCUCGACUCACCGUCGUUCACGUCCGAUGCCUCUCGACGACUCAGUCAAGGUUCUUCACUCCGAACAAGGGAGUGAAAGGCCCCUCACCUACAGGACCCGGGAAGGUCGGCAAGGAGGAGACCUCUGUUGGAAGCGAAGGAUUCCACUACAAGGAUGACCCUAUUCGCACACCGCGCGUAGCGGACGAGCUGAAACAGACUGGUGUCGGUCACGAACUCGGAGACUGGGUGCUCUUCCACCCCGUAUACUCGCCCAAGGAGCUUCACUCUGUCGAUGUCGUCAGGCACACGCCGCAGACUUUCAGCGACCGGUUCAUCCGCGACCUCGUCUCCUUCACCCGGAAAUCUUUUGAUUGGAUAUCGGGCUAUACGCAGAAGGAACUCACCCUGGAGGACGAGAAGCUUUCGGUUGAAGAGCUCAGGAAGAGAAGAUGGAUCCUUGAUGAGAAGGCAUGGCUGAACCGUAUCUUGUUCCUUGAAAGUAUUGCUGGUGUCCCUGGGAUGGUCGCUGCUACACUUCGCCAUCUUCGCUCUCUCCGUCUCAUGAAGCGUGACGGUGGCUGGAUCCACACUCUGCUCGAAGAGGCCGAAAAUGAGCGUAUGCAUCUCAUGACCUUCAUGGCUGUCAAGCAGCCUUCUUUGUUGUUCCGUACCCUCGUCCUAGGCGCUCAGGGUGUGUUCUACAACCUGUUCUUCCUUUCCUACCUCAUCAGCCCCAAACUCUGCCACCGCUUCGUCGGCUGCCUGGAAGAGGAAGCCGUCAUCACCUACACCCACGCCAUCAAGGAGCUCGAAGCUGGCCGCCUCCCAGAAUGGGACAACGUUCAAGCCCCCAAGAUCGCCAUCGAUUACUGGCGCCUCAAGCCCAACGCAACGCUGCUCGAUGUCAUCUACGCAGUGCGCAGCGACGAGAGCACGCACAGGUUCGUCAACCACAGCUUUGCCAAUCUGAGCAUUAGCGAUGGGAACCCCUUCGCUGUUGCCGAGCCCGACAUGACCAUCAAGGGCAAGCUCCCUGGUUUCACCAGGAGCCAGUCCGAAAACUUUGUCGGUGAAGAAAAGGAACACGUUGCCGAGGCUGAGAAGCUUCUUGCCAAGCACGUGGAAGAGCGGACUCCCGCUUCCCAUGUGCAAAACUAGACGACGCGCCCACCUCGGUGGUCAGUCUUCCAGAACGUGGACAAUAUAGGUCAUCUCCGAAAGAGUGCUCUCAACAGUCUCUCUCGUCUGUGUAGAUUCUGCUUUUAUCGACGCUUCAACUGUGUGGGUUCAAAAUCAGGUGUUACUACUGUUUCCUCGCUUUGCUUUUCUUACAAUAUUCUCAUGUCUGGCGCAAGCCGCUUGCACCGACCCAGGUCACCUCUCAAUGUAUCUCUAGUCACACUGUUCUGCGUCUAUACUAUUUGCCCAGCAAACCUCCUCUCGCAGGAGUGGGAUAAUGCAAAUCAUCUGCUCUACUGGUUUCUACUUGCUUGACGGUCGUCUCGCAGUGCUGGUAUUUGUGCCCCGAUUAUGAAAAUCUGUUACAUUUCUUGCUUCCCUUACAUUCAUCCCCUUCAAACAUAACUAUGAUUCAAGCUUGACGAUCAGCUCCGGAUCUUCCUUGUAUUCAGCCAUGAAGCCGACGAUGCCUCCCUCCAGGACCAAGCUCUGGCUCGUCGUAACACCUUCUUUGGCGAGGGCGUCCUUGUACCACCCGGCCGCACGUGUGCCACGAGACACAGCCUUGCAGCUUUGGCAAUGGAAUAUGACCUUGGGGAUAUUCUUGAAGAGGGUAACGACAACCGGCAACGUGGGAUAGAACGACUGGGCAGGAAGAUUCAACGCGUCUCUGAUGAAGCCGAUCUAGCGAAUAUUCAAGCGCUGCUCAUCUACUCCGAAUAAAAUCAAUGUUACCUCAAAGUCGGUCCGACGAGUAUCGAUCACGAUAUAGUCAACACCGGCCUUCUUGGUCUUGAUAAGUUCGGCAAGCUCUUUAGCGGUGAUGGUGGGCGUAUCGUAGGACGGCUCGGGGAAGAACUCGUACCACUCCUUGGGCUUGGUCUCCGUGUUCGACAUGAUCUGGAUUGCGCUCUGGUGCUUGCGAUGAUCGACAGAGGUAAGCAGUAGGAGGUUGCAUUUGCGUGACCUGGAAGGUAUUUCGGAAUCGGCCAGUGGAGGCGCGGGACGGAAAAUCAAGUGACCUCCGCUUUCUAUUGGUUACUAUUUUUAGUAGGGUCGCUUCGCACACCAUUUUCAUCUUGAUCUCAUUAGAAUACUACUCUACCACUACGAGGUGGUAAGGAUGGCAAGGUUGUUGACUGACGAACAAGAUUUGAUGCAAAAUAUUGGAGGAAGAUUUCAAGCUUCUAACACCGAACGGAACAAGCGGAUUCAGAUUGUUGUACGGUAUGGUUACUGUUCCAGGAACGCCGUCAUCACAAAUCAGACUGAUCUGGUCACUGCGCCUCGUUCUUCAACUCCAUCAGGACACGGGACACCGCGGCGACUCCGUCAACGACUUUGGCCCGCUCCGAGAAUUUCACGUUAAUCAACCAUUUGGUUGUAAAGUCAUCCGGCUGCCAUCGCUGAAGCUCCAUACCGAGACGAUAAUGCCGAUCUUGGCCAUAUCCGAGGACAGCGAGGAGGAACGUCCGCAUCGCCGUCGGGUCGAGUUCCGAAGGGGUAGAAGGUCGUGAUACGCACGGCCAGGGGAUGGACGCGAACGUCCAUUCUGGUCGACGCGGUAGCGAAGGAAGAGUCGUCCACCGGUUCUGGUACGCUCCGAUCGCCGUGUAGAGGCGUGCAAGCUCGGCCCCAUCCAAUUGCCCAUAGAGCUCAUACGGCCCGGGUCCCGCAUCCUCCGCACUCCGAUGCACGCCCUCAUCGCUCUCGAUCGACAGUGCGCCGUCACUCCCCGCCGUUUGCCUCGUAUCCGUCCUCCCUAGCGCCUCUCGAGCUGCAGCCGAGCUCCGUCUCCGGCCACGUAGGCGCGCUAGGAAUCCACGGUGAGGGCUGGGCGGUUGGGGAUGAAGGGGAACAACGGUAACAUCGGGUGACAGCCGUUGCCCAGGGUAUGGCACGUUGUGUCGUCCAUCUUGCAGAGCGCGCCCGUCGAGAGUGAGCCGCUCGCCGAACGGACCGUAGCGGACUGCUUGCUGGGACGCGAGAACGGGCCCGUGAUUCCCUCGGAAUUCCAUGGAACGGUAUUUCUGGGAAGAAAGGUGAUGAAAGGUCGAGGCGGGACGACGAUUAGCGGUACUGAAGGAAUAAUCGAUUGGUAAAAGAGGGGAAGAGAGGUAAAGACCUCUCAGCGCAAGUGAGAUACUUAUAGACGCUCUUUAGCUCCGACAGAAACUAUGACAGUCGCCUGACCUCAUCCGAAUGGAAAGGUUCAGAAGCACCCCUUUCCACCUCCCAGGAUCAUAAUUCCCCUUGUGCCCAUGCCGGACUUUCGGCAGCGGCUGCGACCACCCGCUUGUGGUGUGAUCAUGCUCAAUACGCGCUUAAGCACGGCGGGGUACCGACGAAUCCUUGUCGUUAUUAAGCACAUCUCCGCCGAAAGAGCUACCCCGUACGAAGACCGACGUCGGUUAUAAUCUGGAAUACCUCCACCCUGUCAGUAACUUGGUCGAUUUAGAACAAGCCCAACGGUCAGCCAUCGCCGGCGGCCGAUUGUCCGAGGAAUUUCUCACACAGAAAUCAGCUUCUUGGACUGCUUUGCUGGCGCUUUACCCCGCUUUCUGCUCGCCAAGCGCUGAGAGCCACAUGCCGGCAAGACAUCUUCGUCGAGGAAGACCGACCCGGUUCAGGCACAUAUUGAGGGACUCCUUCCCAUGACGGCUGACGAUCCUGCUCCAUUUCCCAGAUUGGGUUUCUGGAAUCCGCCCCCUAGGGAGGAAGAGAAUGCCGCGACAUUGGAGCGAAACCCGCGUUGCAGCAAUUUUCGUCAGCCCACCCAAGUCAACAGGUUCUCCCGUUCAUCCCACUCUUGGGCUGCGAUAUCCUAUUCCUAUGCAAAAAGUCUAGCAAUUAGAGCCGCGAAGGUUACAUAGCUCGCGUAAUCCAGCCUGGCCCUUGUCCGUAUCAUCCCGCGGCAUGGCCUCCCUGACUUUUACCCCGCAAGGCCUGCCUUGUCAGCAGAUGACAAAACCCCGCGGCGCAACUCGCUGAUCCAGUAUACGCUGGCCCUACCGCUGAUACACAUCUCGCGUGUUCCGGGUGCAUCUUUCCUAGCGAGGUCGUCGACGAGAUCAAAACGCGGUAUACGUAUCUCAGGGGCAGACACCGGUGUUCAGCAAGCGGUACACUUCUUGCCUCAAGCGCCUGGGUUUCGGUUUGCGUUUUGUUCGUCUCGAGGCUUAAAGAUAAGCCAGGAGAACGGAUGACCUGGUUUGUCAGAACGCCGCGCGGUGGGGUGCAGGAGACGGUGCGUUUGCGUGUGCGUUUGCGUGUCUGUGUGCGUACGGGUGUCCUAACACACCACAACACUUCGCAAGACGCCUGCGAACCUCCUUCCCCAAACGGAACGGAAUACAAUCGAUCUGCUCUCCCCUCUCCCCUGUGCGGAUUUCUCGAAAAGGGACUUUGUGGCGGGGGCAGGAGGCAGACCGUCCGUACAUCCGUGCCCCCAUGCCCUAGCCCUGGCCCUGGUUCUGGUUCUGGACCUCGACUCUACCUGCCGACCGCAGCGCACUCCCCACGCCUCUUCCCAGGAACCCGUUCCGCCGGCCCGUGCGGACGCAGGAGGCUGCAGACGUGAGUGAGGUCAGGGGAGGGGAGGGAAGACGAGCGGGGAAACCUCUGAGGUGUGUUAGCUCGGAAAGGUAUUGGGUGGACUGGGAGGGGGAACGUACCCGUCCACCCGUCCAUCCGUCCACCACUUUUCUC